Molecule: messenger RNA, 7887 nt
Organism: Centropristis striata (black sea bass)
Lineage: Eukaryota; Metazoa; Chordata; Actinopteri; Perciformes; Serranidae
Gene: wwc1
Product: WW and C2 domain containing 1
Exons: 22
Coding region: 972-4475 (1167 amino acids)
Biological process (GO): regulation of hippo signaling; cell migration; negative regulation of organ growth
Cellular component (GO): cytoplasm
Molecular function (GO): molecular adaptor activity; kinase binding
Source: RefSeq, a predicted model, not a curated record
UGACCGGAAGUUAUUUUGCUUGAUAAAUUUGUCACCUGAAGUUUUAUUUUGAAACGAUAGCCGGAAGCCACAGUGAACGUGUGUGACUUGACAGCGGUCGACCGGCCGAAGUCAUCGGGACUGGGGAAAGACUUUACCGCCGCUGCCGCCUCUGCCCUCCCGUCCCGUUUAAAGCGGAUAAUAUAACAAAAUAACAAACAAGUUUCUCGCGGAUUCACCGGAUAUUAACGGCUGCGGAUUCAGUCGUCACUUUGUUCUCUCAGCGGUGUUCACACUGUUCGUUACCCCGCGGCUGGCGGCUAGCCUCGGUUACUGCUGCUAAACAUGGUGGCCUGUCGGCAAGAAGAACAAACCAGUCCAGUUUGGGGAUUUUAGAGGAUUUUUAAAGCCACUUGGACGCUUCUCGCUGUGAAACACCGCUGCUCUGGACACAUUACCGCCCUCCUUUUCAGUUUUAUUUGGAGGUUUAUGGACUUUGACGUGAGGCUGCCCUUCUGUUUACGUUGAAACACCAGCACAGUCCGUGUUCUGUGGACCGUGGAUAAUUGUACUUUACUUCAAAAGUUGUCAUCAGGCCGCCUCAAAGUUUUCCAACCGAUUUGGAAAAGUUGCAAAAAAUAUGCGCUCACAACUUGGAAUAUAUCUCAAAUGAUAACACGGUUUUGUUUUAUUACCGGUGUGUGUGUGUAACGUUAUUACGGAUGACUUGACACCUUACAAGUGCAGCCUACUGGAACUAUUUCAUCCUCUGAGUUUCUUUUAACAGUCCCCCCAUUGAGGUUUGAUUCCUUGUUAAUCUGUGGAUUAUUAUGGAUUAUUAUUAUGGCCUAAUCCAAACCGCACCAGACCGGGAAUUUUGGGAAUAACUGCUGAUGCUGCUGAUGAUGAUGAUGAUGACAGAGAAAAGCGAUGGUUUCCCUUCGUUAUGAUUUUGAGUAGAGAGGAGUUAAUUACAUGGAGACUCGCCUGACAUGCCAAGGACGGAGUUGCCACUACCUGAGGGCUGGGAGGAAGCCAGAGACUUUGAUGGCAAAGUCUAUUACGUUGACCACAUUAACCAGUGCACCAGCUGGAUCGACCCCAGAGACAGGCAGACGAAGCCUCUGACGUUUGCUGACUGCAUCGGGGAUGAGCUGCCCGUGGGUUGGGAGGAGGCGUACGACCCCGCUGUCGGAGCAUACUAUGUCGACCACAACACCAAGAGCACCCAGCUGGAGGACCCGCGGGCCCAAUGGCAGCGGGAGCAGGAGUCCAUGCUGCGGGACUACCUGGCUGUGGCCAGCGACGCACUCAGCGCCCAGAAGGAGAUUUACCAGGUGAAGGAGCAGAGGCUCCGCCUGGCGCAGCAGGAGUACAGGCAGCUCAAUGAUGCGUGGAGGGACAAGUCGACGUCACAGACCAGCUUGAAUUCAAGAUCAUCCUCUUCCAGCAAGUAUGACCCAGACAUCCUAAAAGCAGAAAUAGCCACAGCCAAAAGUCGGGUGAAUAAGCUGAAGCGGGACCUGGCCUGUAUGAAGCAGGAGCUGCAGUUCAAAGAACAAGGCUUUGAGACCCUCAAAGAAAUUGACCAGAAGGUUUCCAACAGUCCGUAUGGCUACAAGCUGCAGGAGGCGCAGGCUAUCCUCAGCGAGGUCCGCUCCAUCAGAGAUGCCAUCAGCUCUGGGGAGAAGGAGAAACAGGAACUCAUGCAGAAACUGGCGGUGUUGAAGGACAGUUUCCAGCUGGACUCGGGCUCCCAGCAGGAACUAUGGGGAAGCAGUCCCUCGCUUGCUAACUCGGAGCUCUCCAUCCCUCGGCUCUACUCUGAUGCCGGCUCACAGACUGACAUCCCCGCUGAGUUCAUGACCAGCACCAACAAACUGGCAGAGAAGGUUCGUCUGAGUCUGAAGUACGAGGAGGCCAAGAGAAGGAUCGCCACCAUCGAGGUGCAGAUCGCCAAACUGGACAGCGAGGCUUGGCCGGGACUGCUGGACCCGGAGCGAGACCGCCUCAUCCUCAUUAAUGAGAAGGAGGAGCUGCUGAAGGAGCUGCAGUACGUCAGCCCUCGCCAACGCCUGCAGCCAAACGAUGCCGAGAAGCUGGAGUCCGAGAAGAAACGUCUGGAGAGAGACCUGCAGGCCGCCAGGGACAACCAGAGCAAAGCACUGACUGAGAGGCUGCGACUUCACUGCAAGAGGAACAAACUGGUCAGAGAGCUGGAGGAGAUGGUUCGGCUGGCCACAUCACUACAUACUCAACUCAAAAGCCUGUCGGCCAGCACUCUGUCCUGUUCGUCCGGCAGCAGUCGCGGCUCUCUAACGUCCAGCCGCGGCUCCUUGGCCACCACCUCCAGCCUGGGCUCCACCUCCUCCCUCAGCUUCACUGACAUCUACCUGGAGCAGCCGGAGCUGGCCGACCCGGACUUCCAAAACAAGCUGGACAGCCUCCUGCAGGAGGGCGGCCAGGGAGGCUACCGCCCCUCCAGUUCCAUCACCACAAUACAUGAACACGAAGUGGUGACGGGCUCUGGGAGGAGGGACGCUGGGAAGCCUGAGGGCAAGGCAGGCGGGGUGGGAGGAGACGCAGGGUGUUCUGCUGGAGGAGGUGCAGGAGGAGGCGUCGGGUCGGAGUUGGGAUCAUCCAGGAUCCAGGCGCUGAGACUCUCUGAAACCCCACGCUCCAUGAGCUCUUUAUCUCCACGCUCGUCUCUUUCCUCACUGUCUCCGCCGUGCUCGCCGCUGGUCACAGACACUAGUUUCCUUUCUGGAGAGACAUUCGCAGGCCAGACGGGGCCAAGCGGGUUAAGUCUGGAUGUAGAGCUCCACAGCAGGCUAGCAGAACUGGAGCUCAGCCUAGACUCUCAGGAGCAAAGGCAGGAGGAGCACGGGAGUCCAGGGGGGCUGGAGAAGCAGAACCACAACACAGCGCUGGAUGAGGAGGUCAAAGACUCCACUCCCCAGCUGCGGGGGACGGUGGCGGGGCCAAAGAAGAUGGGUGUAACCUCAGCAGUCUCUGACGAGUCGGUGGCUGGUGAUAGCGGUGUGUACGAGCCUUCAGAGCGCAGGCCGGGCCUCCCUGCAGACCUCCUCCUGGGCUCUUAUGAGGAGAGGUUGGCGCUCGGCUGCUCUCAAGUGCAGCUCGGCUUCCGCUACGAGUCCAGAGACCAGCGCUUCACUAUCUACGUCAUGCAGCUAUCCAACUGCAGUGCCCUCUGUCUGCCAGCUGACCAGAAAAUGUAUGUGCGUUCGGCUGUGCUGCCCUGUGUGGAGGCCACCCGCUGCCUCUUCCGAACACGUGGCUCUCUGCCUCAGGAUGUCGUAGAGGUCAAUGAGGUGUUCAGCAUGCAAAUAUCCCACAGUGCAUUGCGGCAGAAGACACUGAGGGUUGACAUCUGCAACACAAGCAAGUCGGGUCAUGAAGAAUGUCUGGCGGGAGCCCAGAUCAGCCUGGCUGAUGUCAGCUGUUCGGAGGAGAGAUGCACCAAGUGGUACAACCUGCUGAGUCGCACCUACAUGGCUGAGAUCAAGAACAAGGACAAAGAGGGCAGAGCAGCUGGCGUCUCAGACAAGACUCACGUAUCCAGUAGUGACAGAGUUGGGGUUCCUGAGGACAAUGAGUGGCAUGGCGACUCUCUGGACAUGUCUGAUGAUGAAGAAGGAAAUGGCAUGGAGGGGGUGGGGCCUCUGGAGGAAGAGGACGAGUUCUAUCCUGACAGCAGCCAAUGGGAAGCAGAGGAGGAGGAAGAGGAGGAGAAGAUGAUGAAACCUCCUCCUCCUCCUCCUCCGACUACAGCAUCAGCAAUCAUCACAGAAAAGGUGAACAAGGAAACGAGUAUGGACAACUUGUUGCCGUCCCACCACUGUUCAGUGGUUCGACCCAAGGAACGCCGCCCGGACGUCCACCAACAGAACCCUUUCAUGCGGGGGAACACCAUCAUCCGCUCCAAGACCUUCUCCCCCGGACCUCAGAGCCAGUACAUCUGCAGGAUUAACCGCAGUGACAGCGACAGCUCCACCCUUUCCAAGAAGUCUCCAUUUGUCCGAAACGCCUCAGAGAGACGCAGUAUGCGUAUGAAGAAGCCUCCUGUGCAGGUUAAAGGUCUGGACGGUCUACUGCGGACUUCCCUGGACCUAGAGUUGGACCUGCAGGUGUCUCGGACACGGCAGGCCCGUCUGGCACAUGAGCUGCGGGUGCUACGGGAGCUGAAGAUGCAGCUGGAGAAGGCGAGGCAGCAGGGCCAGAGGGAGCUGCCGGCCUGGGUCCAAGAAGAUGAACGAUUCCGUCUCCUUCUCAAGCAGGCCGAGAAACAGACUCAUGAGGAGCAGCUGCAGGAGAAGCGGGUGGAGAAAAUGAUGAGGGCAGCAGCCAAGGACGUUCACAAGAUCAGGGGCCAGAGCCGCAAAGAGGUCCCGGAGGUCCAGACCUUCAGAGAGAAGAUGGCAUUCUUCACACGAGCAAAGACCAGCAUUCCAGACCUGCCGGCUGACGACGUGUAGAGAAGCAUUUCAAAGUAUUUCCCCCCCUUUGAGUCUUAACCUGCUGUUCCCAUACAAAUGAAGCAAACGUUUGGCGGUGUUAUGAAGAAUUUUUAAAGCAUAAAAAGAUGUUUAGCAGAGAAAACACUCAAAACCACGAAGAAACACAUUUUUUAAACAGCUGAGCAUUUCUAAUGUGCAUAGUCUUUGUUUGUAAAUUAGUGAUAGCACUGCUAGAGCUUUUUCUUUUUAUUAUUUCACUCUCUUUUUCCACUCUCUUUAUGGCGUUGUGUUUCUGUUACUAACAGGCUGUUUAUAGGCUCUUUGGUGUUUAAAAUCAUUCCAGCACAAAAGUCACACAUGUACAUACAAAGAGUUUUGUAUUAAGUGACACAUUUGGACAAACAAAUACAUGUAUGUAUAUUGAUUGCACAAAACAAUGUCAAACAAUGGUACUAAAGCAAAAUAAGCAACUUAAGCUGAUGAUAAAAGAGAAAAUAUCUAUACUUAAGAGAUAUUUAAUAUUGACUGUUCAAGGUUUGUGUUUUUUUAGAGCAUUUUAAAAACUUUAUACGCAGACAAACAUAAGCACACCUGAAGCUUGUCUGACAGCACAGAUGUUUGUAUAUAAGCCUCAUCAGCAUGCCUUCUGUAUGAGCUCUAGUGUCUUUCGGCUCACGACACAACAACACGAGAGGAAAACUGGAGUGUCUUCGCUUUACAAACAUUACAGAAUGAACCUGAUCUGAACAAGAUUGUUCUCUUUUUGGUGGAAAGUAAAAAGUCGUCAUGAUUUUCUCUCACCAGUAACACACACACUCAGCAAAGUGUAGAAUCAGCACUAACUCUCACUAACACUCAGGUAGUUGUUCGGAUAGUCUGCACUUUAGGAAACUUGAGGUAUAAGUAAAGUAAAGAAGCUUGAUGUAAGUUUUUGAAAAAAAUGAAAAAAGAAACCUGUAAACCUUUGCCUUGAAUGCGCUGGAACGAUUGUUGAUUGUUGAAGCAAACAAAGAUUGUCGAAUCACACGCAGGAAGUGAAGAUCAAAUGUAUUUUUUGAUGACUGUGAACUAAAAGGAGUUUUUAUUUCAGACUUCAACUUCCCUCUGUUUCUACUCUGUAACUGGAUGUUUUGGAUACAUAUCUGAGUCGCUCUCAUGUCUCUUAGAACUGGACGUUCUGCAGCUCAAUCUGUAUAUCUUGAUUCAUGUUAGCAUGGUGCCCCAGCAAAACUGAACACAUCAGCUUUAUAUUCUUCUUAUUAACUCUUUAAAGCUGCGCAGUCAGCAGCAAACAGCAGACAGACACAGGUAGAGACUAUCUGGUGAGCAGAAUGGGAAGUGUAGCAGCUAAAUAAGCAGUUAUUUCCAUCAGAAGUUUGUGGAAACCAAAAAAAGAGCCAAAAGCGAGUGAGUAUUGAGCUUAAAUGUAUUAGUUGGACAUAAAAAUCACUUCAGAUAUAAUGAUGCUUAACACAUCUGUAAAUAGGUAACUAUAGUGAUAAUAUGUUAAUGUGGUAUCGCUGUGCUGCCCCCAAGAGGCCAAAAACAUAAAUUACAGCAGGUUUCAAGCCUUACCUUUUUUCUCCAUGCCACAUUAAAUUAUAAAUUACAAAUGAUAUACAAUCCUGCAGCCAAUUCCAAAAAGGAAUACUGUCAAUGAGUUUAAGUGAUUUAUUUAUUUAUUUUUCACAGGUAGUCAUGAAUAUGGACAUUAAUGUUUUAAUGUUUUUUUUUUUAAUUGUUGGACUGUCAGACUACUUUGAAGUUUGAGAGCUGCAUUAAUAUUAAAGGUUUUAGUUUUAUAUGCUGCUGGUUUAUUACAAUGUAUGGUAUGUUUUGAAAUCACAACAAUGACCUAAAAGUCAACGGUCUAAUAAUUAUAAUGGAAUUAAAAUGAAAUGUACAUUCUGCACAUUCAGGAAGUUAAACUCUAAAAUUCAAAUGAAUCUGAACAUCUAUUUUCAUAAAUAUGUUUGGAUAAUUGAAGAUCUUUACUUUUUAAUCUGGCAUGCAGACUCUCCUUAGAUGCUAUCAGUUUAAUCAGAGAAAAGACAUGUAAAACAUGAACUGUUCCUCAUGCUGUUAAUUGUGAGCAUUUGCAUAGUAACCUGGCUUUGGAAUCAAAUGAGAAGGCAGUAAGAAUCGUACUUUAUCUGUAUGUGCAGAGUGUCUCAAAUUCUAUACCUCUGACACGACUGUGUGAUAGUCAGUUAACUGUUUGUCCUCCUGCAAUGUCAUUUCUAUUCAGCUCAGUGAAGACUUACUGACGUCUGACUUUGUUUCCAUGGCAACCCGACUUAUAAAUCAGCAGCAGACCUCGACCUCGGCACAUCUCUUGUUUACUGACUCUUUGUGUUUGUACCUGGAUGUUGAGCAGCUGUUGUAAAAGUCGUCCUUGGUGCUUUUCUCAACAUUUCACCUGCGUUAAAGCAAAACUCUGAAGGUGACAUACCUCAUGUUCCUACUCGCUGUAAUAUUAUAAAUGCUCCUGCUGAUAACUGGACUCUUGUGGAAGAUGUGUCGUAGAGGACAUUUUUCUUGUUUUACCAUUCUGAGAAAUACCCCUGAAAAAUACAAAAAAAUAUUUUUAAAAACUACAAAAGUUGUUAAAAGGUGUUUUGGUACCUGCAGUAAAUGAUUGACUGAAAUAAAAGUGUGUGGAGUCAUAAAGCUUUCAUUUUAAUAAAUAGAUGACUUAAUAGAUAAUAAUAAAAAGAUAAUAAUGAAAGAAAUUUAGAAAAAAAGCCUUAAUUCAUUUAAAAAUAAAUAAAUGCACAGAAAUACAAAAAAAAUAUUCAUUGACUGUGGCAUGUGGGUUUUAUUGCUUUAGCCAGAAUAGUCAAGACACGUCCCUUUAUUAUCAUAUGGAUGAAAAAAAUAAAGGAAUGAAUGAAAAAGCCUGCUUAAAAGAUAAAUAAAUGUGAACAGAAAAAGUAAAUUAGGAAAAUAUAAUUAUGAUUAAUAUUAACAUUAACAUUUAUUUGAUCAAAUAAAUAGAGGCCUUUUUUCUACAUUUAUUUUAUUAAAUAAAAUAGAAAACACUCAAAAAAUGAGUUCAUUACACCCACUGGAUACUAAUUAUUAAACAUUUUAAACAUGACAGACUGAAAACAAGUGAGUUUUAGUUUUAUUUCUUUAAAUCACAGAAACACUCUAACAUUUACCAAGGAAACAAAAUUUGGAAAACACUGUGACCGACAAAAUUGAAAGCAGGAAAAAACUAGUAGAGGGAUGAGAAAACAGUGAAAAUAAAAAAAGAUAAAAUAGACAACAAGAAGGACAAGAUUACAGAUCUGAAGAUCAGAACAUGAAAUAGAAAUGAAUAGUAAUAAAAAAAUAUGUUUACAGUCCUAAAGUGGAGUCACCUGUGAUAUAAUAUUACAGAACAUCCUGCUCCGGUUAUAUUUGUGCUGAUAAAUAAAUGUAGUGC